Molecule: messenger RNA, 393 nt
Organism: Solanum pennellii
Lineage: Eukaryota; Viridiplantae; Streptophyta; Magnoliopsida; Solanales; Solanaceae
Exons: 3
Coding region: 1-393 (130 amino acids)
Source: RefSeq, a predicted model, not a curated record
AUGGUGACUACUUAUCAAGACAAAGCUACUCAGACUGAGAACAAAGAUGAAGAUACAAUUGAAAAGCUACUCAAAGCCAUUACUACACUUUGUACUAAAGUGGAUAGUAUGGACAAUGAGAUACAAAAGCUAAAGGCUAAUGAAGAUAACCUGAAGUGUAAAGCUAAUAUAAGUCAGCAGCAUGACUAUAAAAAUGCAGAGCUACGUCAAUCGGAAGACGGUAAAAUUCCAGAGAUAAAAGGAGACGAUGGGAAACUCCCCAAAACCAAUAAUGUUUGUUUAAAUACAGCUGCAGGUAGAAGCAGAAAAUUUGCUGGUAAACGGGAAACAGGGAGAAAACUGCUAGACUAUGCCAUCCCACAGUGGAAACCGGUAGGUGAGAGAUGCCGUUAG